Messenger RNA from Zingiber officinale, 2028 nucleotides. Its product is annotated as pentatricopeptide repeat-containing protein At2g13420, mitochondrial-like. The coding region runs from base 145 to 1728 and encodes 527 amino acids. The record is from RefSeq and is a predicted model, not a curated record. The transcript has 2 exons. Gene Ontology annotation, molecular function: protein binding. NCBI's taxonomy places the organism in Eukaryota, Viridiplantae, Streptophyta, Magnoliopsida, Zingiberales, Zingiberaceae.
UAUUUUAUAUGAAAUUGCCACGUUAACACCCCUCACAACGGCCCCCUACGGAGGGAGGUCGGCCGGAGAGGCUUUGUUACGGUUCAGAAACACCCUUUGAUUUGGGGGCACUGCGCCGCACAGGAGCCCCGGCGUGACUUCAUCAUGCUCCGGCCGAAACUCGCCUGGGUUCUCCAUCGUCGAUUUUUCAACCCCCUCCCUUCGCCUCUCCUUUCUCCCCGCUUCCUCUCUUCCUCUUCCGAACCCACUGAGGUGGUCACCGCACCGAAACCGACGCCGCCGCAGAUGGAGCCCUCCCCCGACGCCGAUUCCCUAGCCCAUCUUCUUAUCCGACACUACAACCCUUUUCACGCUAUGGAGUCCCCUCUCCAGCUCGCCGGGGUCGGCCUAUCCAACCCCCUCGUCCUCCAAACUCUCCUCCGCCUUCGCCACGCCUCCAAGGUCGCCCUCGGGUUCUUCAUCUGGGCCCGCGACCAUGCCCACUACCAGCAUGCUGCAGAUGCGUACGACCUCAUGGUCGAUAUCCUUGGAAGAGUCCGCCAGUUCGACGUUGCGUGGCAGCUAGUCAUUGAGAUGGACCAGCGCGGCGUAGGGCCGUCGCCGAGGACGUUUUCUGUCUUAAUCCGUCGGCACGUAGCUGCCGGACUGACGAGGCAGGCCAUCAGGGCCUUCGACGACAUGGAAGCGUUUGUGGGGAGGGAGCCCAAUGGAGACGAAUUCAAGAUGCUACUUGACACCCUCUGCAAGUACGGCUACCCUAAGAUUGCAACAGAGCUAUUCAAUAAAAGGAAAUAUAAGUAUGAGCCUGAUGAAAAGACAUAUACGAUACUGGUCUAUGGUUGGUGUAAAGUAAACCGACAUGACAUGGCGCAGCGAUUUUUAAAUGAAAUGGUUGAUCAAGGGUUAGAACCAAAUGUGGUCACAUAUAAUAUUCUGCUGAAUGGGAUGUGUAGGAGGGUUAGCUUACAUCCGGAUUACCGGUUUGAUAGAACGAUCCAAGCUGCUGAGGGCCUUUUAAAUCAGAUGCGUGACAGAGGCAUUGAACCAGAUGUCACCAGCUAUUCUAUUAUCCUUCAUGUUUACAGUCGAGCCCAUAAACCAGAAUUAUCACUUAGUGUGUUUCACUCGAUGAAAGAUAAAGGAAUUUCCCCAACUAUAGCAACAUACACGUCACUAAUCAAGUGUCUUGCUUCAUGUGGAAGACUAGAAGAUGCUGAGGAAUUGCUUAGUGAGAUGAUGCAUCAUGGAAUCUGCCCUACUCCAGCUACAUAUAAUUGUUUUUUCAAGGAGUAUCGAGGAAGGAAAGAUGCGGAUGGUGCUAUAAAACUGUAUAGGAAGAUGAAGGAAAUGAACCCAAUGGGUGGUCCAGAUAUUCAUACAUAUAAUAUAUUACUUGGAAUGUUUUCAAAAUUAGGUCGCAUGCAGAUUAUCCAAGAAAUAUGGAAUGAUAUGGGUGUUACUGGUAUUGGACCUGACUUGGAUUCCUAUACUUUAUUGAUUCAUGGUUUGUGUGAGAAGCAAAAAUGGAGGGAAGCUUGUCAUUUUUUCAUGGAAAUGAUAGAGAAAGGGUAUCUUCCACAGAAGAUCACAUUUGAGACUUUGUACCGUGGACUGAUACAGUCAGAUAUGUUGAGGACUUGGAGGAGAUUAAAGAAUAAGGUUGAAGAAGAAUAUCUAAAGUUUGGUGCUGAGUUUCAACAAUAUCACUUCAAACCUUAUAAGAGAUAACUCAGAUAGUGGAGCUACUAAUGAUUCCUUCAAAGACAAUGUAAUGUACUUCUGAUCACCACAAAUUGGCAGUUCUAGAUGAAUUUUCAUGCCAUUUGUUGCAGAGUGUUAUUACUUUGAUAAAAAAAAUCUAGUAUGUCUUGGAAGUGGGCAGUAUUUAUUGAAAGAUUCUUCGUCAUUAAACUUACUGAUCUGGAGCGUGAUUGGUUGGUAAUGGUUGAGUUCAAAGGCUUGCAUUUGAGUUAUUUGAUUCAAGUUGCAAAACAAUCUGAAGACCUGCAUGGUCAUUCUUCUAAUACA